AUGGAGUCAGGAAAGGUCUUUGGAUCCGAUGAGGAUUCUCGCAGCUGUGAAUCUGGAUGGACAAUGUAUUUAGCCUCACCCUCUCACUAUCAUGACGACGACUGUUACUAUGAUGAUGAUAAUGAAGAUGAAGAAGAUAGCGAUGGUGGUGAUUCAAUGGAUUCCGAUGCAUCUUCUGGUCCAAUGGAAGCCACAUCAUGUCUCAAGCUUCCUCGAGAGAUUGAGGAGCAAAACUCCUUAAAGAAGAAGAAGAUGAAGACUAAUGAAGAGAUGGUUUUGGUGGAGACUAGGGUUCACAGCAACAAUGAUGGUGAUGAUGAUGAUGAUGAUGAUGGUGAUGGUGAUAAUCAUGAUUAUGAUCAUGAUGAUUGUAAUGAUAGCUACAGUGCAGUUCAUAGUUACGUUGGUUCGGUUAGACAUGAAGGGUUAGUUUGA
Eutrema salsugineum is the source of this 435-nucleotide messenger RNA. RefSeq names its product FK506-binding protein 3. The record is from RefSeq and is a predicted model, not a curated record. The coding region runs from base 1 to 435 and encodes 144 amino acids. The transcript has a single exon. Lineage: Eukaryota; Viridiplantae; Streptophyta; Magnoliopsida; Brassicales; Brassicaceae.